Heterostelium album PN500 is the source of this 2112-nucleotide messenger RNA. It is a transcript of the gene stt3, whose product is annotated as dolichyl-diphosphooligosaccharide--protein glycosyltransferase subunit STT3. The record is from RefSeq and is a predicted model, not a curated record. Gene Ontology annotation, cellular component: membrane. Gene Ontology annotation, molecular function: oligosaccharyl transferase activity. Lineage: Eukaryota; Evosea; Eumycetozoa; Acytosteliales; Acytosteliaceae. The transcript is spliced from 4 exons. The coding region runs from base 1 to 2112 and encodes 703 amino acids.
AUGGCAACCACAACUGUCAAUACCAAAUCGGUAACAGGAUUUGGUGCUUCUGCAGCAUCAAAGCAAAAUCAAGAGUUCUUAUUGAAGAUCUUGAUCUUAUCAUUAAUCUAUGUUUUAGCUUUUUCAACACGUUUAUUCUCUGUAUUACGUUAUGAAUCUGUAAUUCAUGAGUUUGAUCCAUAUUUCAAUUUCCGUUCAACCAAAUAUUUGGUAGCAGAAGGAUUCUAUAACUUUUUAAAUUGGUUCGAUGAGAGAUCAUGGUAUCCAUUGGGUCGUAUCGUUGGUGGUACCAUCUAUCCAGGUUUGAUGGCAACUGCCGCUGCUGUUCACUGGGUUUUGAACUCACUCAAUCUCACUGUCAACAUUAGAAACGUUUGUGUUUUGCUCUCCCCAUGGUUCGCCUCGAACACCGCCAUGGUUACCUACAAGUUUGCCAAGGAGAUUAAGGACACCGAAACUGGUUUGGUCGCCGCCGCCAUGAUUGCCAUCGUUCCAGGUUACAUCUCUCGUUCCGUCGCUGGUUCAUUCGAUAAUGAAGGUAUUGCUAUUUUCGCAUUGAUCUUCACCUAUUACUGUUGGGUUAAAUCCGUCAACACCGGUAGUUUGUUCUGGGCUGCCAUUUGUUCACUCGCCUACUUCUACAUGGCAAGUGCAUGGGGUGGUUAUGUAUUCAUUAUUAAUUUGAUUCCAUUACAUGUUUUGGCAUUGUUGUUGACUGGAAGAUACUCACAUCGUUUGUAUGUUGCCUAUUCAACAUUGUUUGUCAUUGGUACUAUUCUUUCGAUGCAAAUCAAUUUCAUUGGAUUCCAACCAGUUCAAUCGUCUGAACAUAUGGCUGCCAUUGGUGUUUUCGGAUUGUUGCAAUUGUUCUCUGGUCUCAACUGGGUCAAGUCACAUCUUUCCACUGAGGCAUUUGCCCGUCUCCAACGUUUGACCAUCAUGACUGUCUUCUCUGUUGCCUUUGGUGUCUUUGUCAUCGGUACCAUCACUGGUUACAUUUCACCAUGGACCGGUCGUUUCUACUCACUUUUGGAUCCAACCUACGCUCGUGACAACAUCCCAAUUAUUGCCUCUGUAUCUGAGCAUCAGCCAACCACCUGGGCAUCGUACUUCUUCGAUCUCCACAUCUUGGUAUUCUUGUUCCCAGCCGGUCUCUACUUCUGUUUCUCCAAGUUGACCGACGCCAACAUCUUCUUGAUCCUCUACGGUAUCACCUCGAUCUACUUCUCUGGUGUUAUGGUUCGUUUGAUGCUCGUUUUGGCACCGGUUGCCUGUGUCUUGGCUGCCGUCGCCAUCUCAUCGACCCUCCAAACCUACACUCGUAAACUCAAGGAGCCAACCCCCACUGGAAAUGCCAAUGCCAACGACAACUCCAAGGAAUCCAGCUAUGUCAUGAUCGGUGUCAUCACUGUUCUCCUCGUUCUCUACGCAUUCCACUGUACCUGGGUCACCUCUGAGGCCUACUCUUCACCAUCGAUCGUUCUCUCUGCCAAGCAAAACGACGGUUCCCGUAUUAUUUUCGACGAUUUCCGUGAGGCCUAUCGUUGGAUCGGUCAAAACACCCCAGAUGAUGCACGUAUCAUGUCAUGGUGGGAUUAUGGUUAUCAGUUGUCUGCGAUGGCCAAUCGUACUGUACUGGUCGACAACAACACCUGGAACAACUCACACAUUGCCCAGGUCGGUAAGGCAUUCGCAUCUUCCGAAGAAGACGCCUACAAACUCAUGAAGGAGCUCGACGUAGACUAUGUUUUGGUUAUCUUUGGUGGUUUAACUGGUUACUCCUCCGACGAUAUCAACAAGUUCCUCUGGAUGGUCCGUAUCGGUGGUUCCACCGACCCAUCGAUCAAGGAGGCUGACUAUCUUGCCAACGGACACUACCGUAUCGACAAGGGUGCCUCACCAAAGAUGCUCAACACAUUGAUGUACAAGCUUUGCUACUACCGUUUCUCUGAGAUCAACACUGACUAUGGUAAACCAUCCGGUUACGAUCGUGUCAGAAACGUUGAGAUCGGUUACAAGAACUUCCAACUUACCUAUCUCGAAGAAGCUUUCACUUCACUCCAUUGGUUGGUUCGUGUAUACAAGGUUAAAGAUUUGGAAAACAGAGCUUAA